AGCCACAGCUUGAUCCGUUAACGAGGGUCGAUAUAGAAAUUUGUUUCGCUUUGAUCAUUCACUGCUGAGAUAUGCGCGCCAGCUUAGAGAGUAAGAAAAGCGUGCGGGAGUAGAUCCCAUUACUGUACAUAUAUGUAUACAUGUGUAUGUAUUUCCGACAAUUAUCCGCCAUUGGAGCGGACCAAUCAACAUCAACCAAUUUAAUCGGGGUGGUUAUUAAAAAAUGAAUGUACUGCGAUUCAACAGUUGUCUACGUAACAAAUCUUAUUACAAGCCCUGUUGUAGCAGAUUUUCCACUCAAUUCUUAUCAGAUUUUCCAACAACUUUCAACCCUAAAAUCUUUAAACAUGACUGGUAUAAUACCUGGGAAAAGAAUCAAUACUUCACCGUCAAGUCCACUGAAGAUAAUGCAUUCAGAAUGUUGUUACCUCCUCCGAAUAUAACUGGAACAUUGCAUUUGGGACAUGCGUUGACUGUUACAAUUCAAGAUAUACUGGCAAGAUGGUACAGAAUGAAAGGUCAUCCUACUUUGUGGAUACCAGGUUUAGAUCAUGCUGGUAUAGCAACGCAAAUGAUGAUAGAAAAGCAUCUUUGCAAAACAAAAAGUAUCCUAAAGUCAGAGAUAGGGAAAGAACAAUUUCUUUCGGUUGUAUGGGAUUGGAAAGGUCAAAAAGAAAGUGGAAUAAAGAAUCAGUUAAAAGCUUUGGGAGCCAGUUUAGAUUGGUCUAAAGAAUAUUUUACAAUGAGCAAGGAUCAUAACAGUGCUGUGAUCGAAUCAUUUGUAAGAUUAAACGAUCAUAAUUUAAUAUAUAGGAAAAAAGAUUUGGUUAACUGGUGUCCUAGUUUAUGUAGCACAAUAUCCGAUAUCGAAGUGGAGCAUACGUUUAUUACUGGGAAAACAGCUCUUCAAGUUCCAGGAUACAGUAAGAGGGUAACAUUCGGUGAAAUCGCUUAUAUAGCUUAUCCAGUUAAAGAUUCAAAAGAUGAAAUAGUUGUGGCAACAACCAGACCCGAAUCUCUUUUCGGCGAUGUAGCUAUCGCUGUUCAUCCAAACGACGAAAGGUAUACGAAAUAUAUUGGCCAAACAGUUUGGCAUUCCUUAAGAGAAACCUAUAUACCCGUUAUCGCUGAUCAAUCAGUCGAGAGAGAUUUCGGCACUGGAGCAGUAAAAGUAACACCGGCACACGAUCAUACAGACUACACAAUUGCUACAAAUCAUCGAUUAAACAUCAUCCAAGUUUUCGAUGAACAUGGGAUGAUAACGGAUGCAGGAAAACAAUACAAGGGUACUCCAAGAUUCAUUGCCAAAGAAAAAGUUUUAAACGAAUUAUCGAACAAAGGCCUCCUGAGACGUGUUUGCGAUCAUAAAAUGGGCAUACCAAGGUGCUCGCGUUCUCAAGAUAUUGUAGAAUACGUACUAAAGGAACAGUGGUUUGUCAGAUGCGAGGGCAUGGCACGAAAAGCAAUGAAUGCAGUGGAAAAAGGUCAUUUAAACAUUGUACCUACGAUACACGAACAAUCGUGGUACGACUGGCUUGGAAAUAUUAGAGACUGGUGCAUAUCGAGACAAUUAUGGUGGGGUCAUCGUAUUCCUGCUUAUUACGUUACAGUUGGAGAUCGUACCGAAUGGAUAAUUGCUCGAACUGAAAAUGAUGCGCGGCUAAUUGCUCGAAAUACGUAUGGACCUGACGUGAAAUUACAUCAAGACCAGGAUGUAUUGGACACAUGGUUUUCUUCCGCGAUUCUUCCUUUUGCUGUAUUAGGAUGGCCAAAACAGACAGAGGAUCUUAAGAAUCACUAUCCGUUAACAUUGAUGGAAACCGGACAUGAUAUUUUAUUUUUCUGGGUUGCGCGAAUGGUAAUGCUAGGAUUGGAAUUAACCGAUCGUCUACCUUUCAACGAAGUACUUUUACAUGGUAUUUUAUGCGAUGCCCACGGGAAAAAAAUGUCCAAAACACUUGGAAAUAUCAUUUUGCCAGAAAAUAUUAUUAACGGUGCUACGGUUAAAGAUCUUAAAGAACAAAUCGAAGAAAACUAUAAUUCAGGCACUCUUAGCAAAAAGGAAUUUGACCGUAUGCUAUCUGGAAAUAAAAAGAUGUUUCCCAACGGAAUACCAGAAUGUGGUGCGGAUGCACUACGUAUGACGUUAUGCAGUCACAAUGUUAAAAAUAAAAAGAUCAAUUUCGAUAUGAUGGAAUGUCAAGCAAAUAAACACUUUUGUAAUAAAAUUUGGCAAGCAAGCAAAUAUAUCAUACUCGUAACAAGCGAAAAACAAUGUCAGAAACCGAAAUGCUUAACAAUUAUCGAUCGUUGGAUUUUAAGCCAGUUAUCCAGAACAGUUCAGGCUGCUAACGAUGCCUUCCUACAACGAGAUUUUCAUACAGCUAUCGCAUCAUUAAGGUCGUUCUUAUACCAUCAAUUUUGCGACUUUUAUUUGGAGGCUACAAAAUGGGGAUUCAAAACCGAAAAUUCAAAUGUUAUGUUGAGUCAUACCUACAGUUUGAGAACUUGCUUGGAAGUUUCGUUACGACUAAUUUCUCCAAUCAUUCCAUUCUUCGCCGAUGAAUUGUAUACUAGGUUGUCAGAUAAAUUUCCAGAAUUUUUAUCAGUUCCAUCGUUAAUGGAAGCACCAUAUCCAAUGCCGGAACAGUUUCAUACAUGGAAGAACGACAUACUCGAUAAAAGAAUACAGGAGGUUAAAGAUAUGAUUUUAGAAAUUAGGUCUAUAACAGCUAAUAUUAGUAAAAAAUUAAACCCAGAAGUUCACAUUCUAACUUGUGAUUCUGAAGAUUUUCAAUUUUACAACGAGAUUAUACACUUUAUUAAAGGAGGAAGCAAAAUCUUCAAUAUUUAUGUGUCUUUGAAAAGUGAUCACACAGAAGAUAAGAAUGGCGUAUAUCAUCGCUUAAGUUCCCAUUGUGUAUUGUUUAUUACUGCACAGGAUCCCUCGGUUCUGGAGAAAAUUACACAAGAUAUAGAUAAAAAAAUGUCACAGAAGAAGGCCAGCUUAAAAUCUUAAUUCGUUCAAAUUACUUUUCACUAUAAAACAAGAAAAAACCGAACAUAAUAUUUCAAUGAAAAUCGAUUUUAAUAAUAUAGUAAUAUAGUAAAUAUAUAUUUGCAUCAAUUUUCAUCAAUGUCCAUACGUUCAUUGUCACGAUUGUUUUCAUCGUUAUCGUUAGUAUCGCUGCUUUCGUCUUCCGAGCUUGAACUACUGGAAUUAUACCAUGUUUGUGAAGAUACGUCAUCUGCCAUUAUUGUCCUCCAUUCAUCUAAUUUACGGUAAUCUAGAAGAACAAUGCACGUUACAGUGUAUAUUAAAGUUUACAUCAGCAUCGUACAAAGAAAAUUAAAUACAUUAUUAUAAUGUA
Megalopta genalis is the source of this 3371-nucleotide messenger RNA. It is a transcript of the gene ValRS-m, whose product is annotated as Valyl-tRNA synthetase, mitochondrial. NCBI's taxonomy places the organism in Eukaryota, Metazoa, Arthropoda, Insecta, Hymenoptera, Halictidae. Gene Ontology annotation, molecular function: aminoacyl-tRNA deacylase activity; valine-tRNA ligase activity; ATP binding. Gene Ontology annotation, cellular component: cytosol. Gene Ontology annotation, biological process: valyl-tRNA aminoacylation. The record is from RefSeq and is a predicted model, not a curated record.